AUGGCGUUGCCUCCCGCCAACCCCCCCGUGUCGACCGCCCUCCCCUCCGACGCCUUCCAGCUCCUCCCGGAAGCCGAGAAGCCCGGUGCCGCCGAGGAUGCCCUCUACGAACAGCAGAUAAGAGAUGUCGAGGCCUGGUGGGCCACACCUAGGUACGAGGGCAUCGUACGGCCAUACACUGCCGCAGACGUCGUGUCGAAGCGCGGGUCGCAGCUGCAAAGCUAUCCCAGCUCCCUCAUGGCGAGAAAGCUUUUCAACCUGCUCAAGGAGAGGGGGGCGAAAGGAGAGCCGGUACACACCAUGGGCGCUAUCGACCCCGUACAGAUGACGCAGCAGGCACCGCACCAAGAGGUUCUCUACGUUUCCGGCUGGGCCUGCUCCUCGGUCCUCACCACCACCAACGAAGUCUCGCCCGACUUUGGCGAUUACCCCUAUAAUACCGUCCCGAACCAGGUCCAGCGCCUUGCCAAGGCCCAGUCCAUGCACGACCGGAAGCAAUGGGACCUGCGGCGGAAGAUGACGCCCGAGGGCCGUAAGAAGACGCCUUACACCGACUACCUGCGUCCUAUCAUCGCCGACGGCGACAUGGGCCACGGCGGUUUGACCACCGUACUGAAGCUCGCCAAGCUGUUCGCCGAGAACGGCGCUGCCGCCGUCCACUUCGAGGACCAGAUGCACGGCGGCAAGAAGUGCGGCCACCUGGCUGGUAAGGUGCUGGUGCCCGUCGGCGAGCACAUCAACCGCCUUACAGCCGCGCGCUUCCAGUGGGACGUGAUGGGCACCGAGAAUCUCGUUAUCGCCCGCACCGACUCGGAGAGCGGCCGACUCAUCUCGAGCGCCGUCGACGUGCGGGACCACGAAUUCAUCCUUGGCGUCUCCGGCGAGGAGGCCGUCGCGGGCGCGGCGCUCGCUGAGACGCUGCAGGAGAUGGAGGCGGCGGGCGCCCCCGGGGCCGAGAUCGAUGAGUUCGAGGCCGCGUGGGUCAAGAAAACGCGGCUCGUGACCUUUGACGAGGCCGCCGUGGAGCAGAUGACGGCGCGCGGCGUCGCCAAGGACAGCAUCGACGCCUACCUCCGCGCCGUCGCCGCCGACCGCAACAUGAGCAUCACGCGGCGCCGUGCGCUCGCCCGCAAGGUCGGCGGCAGUCAGGCUAUCGCGUUUAGCUGGGACUUGCCGCGCACGCGCGAGGGCUUCUACCACUACCGUGCCGGCAUGGUGGCGGCGACGAAGCGCGCGAUCGCCUUCGGGCCGCACGCGGACCUGCUGUGGGUGGAGACGGGUGACCCGGACGUCGGUGUCGCGACGCGGCUGGGGCAGGCGGUGCGUGCGGCAUUUCCGGGCAAGGGGCUGGUGUACAACCUGUCGCCGUCGUUCAACUGGAUGGCGCACGGCUUCACCGACGCGAGCUUGCGGUCCUUCAUCUGGGACAUCGCGCGGGAGGGCUUCGUGCUGCAGCUCAUCUCGCUCGCCGGCCUGCACAGUACUGCCGCCAUCACGCACGAGCUCGCCCGGCGCUACAAGACGGACGGCAUGCUCGCCUACGUCGAGCUCGUCCAGCGCCGCGAGAAGGAGCUCGGUUGCGACGUGCUCACCCACCAGAAGUGGAGCGGCGCCAGCUACAUGGAUGGCAUCCUCGGCGCCAUCCAGAGCGGUAGCAGCAGUAGCAAGAGUAUGGGCGACGGCAACACCGAGGGCCAGUUUGACUGA
Durotheca rogersii is the source of this 1707-nucleotide messenger RNA. RefSeq names its product isocitrate lyase. Bases 1 to 1707 code for a protein of 568 amino acids. NCBI's taxonomy places the organism in Eukaryota, Fungi, Ascomycota, Sordariomycetes, Xylariales, Xylariaceae. Gene Ontology annotation, molecular function: isocitrate lyase activity; methylisocitrate lyase activity. The record is from RefSeq and is a predicted model, not a curated record. Gene Ontology annotation, cellular component: mitochondrial matrix. The transcript has 2 exons.